CCUCCUGUUAUUUCGGCAACCUUACAUAUUACACUUAUUACACUGUCCAGCUGCCAGUCAUGGAAAACUACUACUUUGAAUUUUAAAACAGAACACACUCACAGGACUCAUCGCAUUGGACGAAAAAUUCUUGGCACCCUGCGUAACAGGCGCAAUUGUUUGGAUUCUCUCUGCACAGAAGAAAAUCCGACUACUUUCCGUGAAUUGAUUUCCUGAAAACAGAUUUAUAGAGCUACUUUUAUGAGCUGGUAUGAGCAAUUACAGCAAAGCUGGGACACACAGUGUUAUAGUGCCGCUCCCUGAUUCAGCACCCAGUGAUGGAUAGCGCUCAUUGCGCGGAAACUGAUGGCACGGUACUCGCUCUCCUCCGGUCCAAACAGCGCUGACAGUGAGCAGAGACGGAGACUUAUCUAUGCUGAGAUCUAAAGUAAGUCAGUCAGAACGCUGUCGCUGUCAUUCCCCGCCCACAGACUUGAAAGCGGUUAUCGUGACAGUAGCUGUGAUGUGGUCCUAACGUGCUUCUCAGCUGCGAAGAUGACAGAUGUUGCUCACACUUUUCCACAUAGCGUUUCGACAGUGGACGGAAGCUGCUCCGUGCUCUCUUGUGAAGUUUUCUUUGCUGUCAAUAGGACGAAAUGGGAUCCAACCACCUGUUCUCCGCCGGGACGGCUUUUAUUUGGGCGCUACUCUUGAGUCCGGCCGCCCUCUGUGACGAGAAGACCCACUCACAUGCUGAAGAUGACCUUUUCAAGACCCUGUUCGCUGGAUACAACAAGUGGUCGAGACCUGUGCCAAAUAUCUCCGACGUCGUCAUUGUCAAGUUUGGACUCUCCAUAGCCCAGCUUAUUGAUGUGGAUGAAAAGAACCAAAUGAUGACAACCAACGUGUGGCUUAAACAGGAGUGGAAUGACUACAAGCUUCGCUGGAGACCGUCUGACUACGACAACGUGACAUCCAUAAGAGUGCCGUCAGAGCUCAUAUGGGUACCAGAUAUCGUCCUCUAUAACAAUGCUGAUGGCGAAUUUGCUGUGACCCACAUGACAAAAGCUCACCUAUUCUACACGGGCAAAAUUCGCUGGGUGCCUCCUGCUAUUUACAAGAGCUCUUGCAGCAUUGAUGUCACCUUCUUCCCCUUCGAUCAACAGAACUGUAAAAUGAAAUUUGGCUCCUGGACUUACGACAAAGCCAAAAUUGACUUGGAGCAGAUUGAAAAUACUGUGGAUCUCAGCAACUACUGGGAGAGCGGCGAAUGGGCCAUCAUCAAUGCCGUGGGAACGUAUAAUACAAAGAAAUAUGACUGCUGCCAUGAGAUUUACCCAGACAUCACCUACUUCUUCAUCAUCCGACGUCUUCCCUUAUUUUACACAAUCAACCUCAUCAUCCCCUGUCUGCUGAUCUCAUGCCUCACGGUUUUGGUUUUCUAUCUACCGUCAGACUGCGGUGAGAAGAUCACCCUGUGUAUCUCCGUGUUGUUAUCCCUCACUGUCUUCCUGCUGCUCAUCACGGAGAUCAUACCGUCCACGUCCCUCGUUAUCCCUCUCAUCGGCGAGUAUCUCCUCUUCACCAUGAUUUUUGUCACCCUGUCCAUCGUUAUCACCGUCUUUGUCCUCAACGUCCACCACCGCUCUCCCAGCACUCACAAGAUGCCCCACUGGGUCCACUCUGUGUUCCUGGACUUGAUUCCACGUUGGUUGUUCAUGAGACGGCCCGCACCGGAUGGCCGCCGUCGCAGGUUGCUGCUCCUUCAACAGGAAGCGGUGGCAGAGCGGCGCCAGCUCCGAAUAGCCGGGUAUAAAUCGGGUAACUGUAUUAGCACCUCAGCUAACUGGCUAAGAGAUGGGACCACAUUGGAAGACCCAGAGAGAAGCUGUUAUGAGGACUUGGAGCUGGGAACACUGACAUCCUAUUUCUCCUUCCGUCCUCCUUCUCCCAGACCUCCAGGGUCAACUCCUCCGCCACAACAAAAAACCCCACAGAACAGCCAGAGCCGACAAGAGGUGGUGGCGGGGGGGAACAGGCACUUAACUGGAACCAGAGGUAAUUCCACUCCUCGGCCGGCUAAAGUUGACAAUAAAGUGUCACAGUCAGCUUUCCUGCUUUCACCAAGUGUCAUGCGUGCAUUAGAAGGGGUGCACUACAUUGCAGACCACCUGAGGGCUGAGGAUGCUGACUUCAGUGUGAAAGAGGACUGGAAGUAUGUUGCCAUGGUGAUUGACCGUAUCUUCCUGUGGAUGUUCAUUAUUGUCUGCCUGCUUGGGACAAUUGGUCUGUUCUUGCCACCGUGGCUAGCUGGCAUGAUUUAAGGCUUCUGGGAAAGGGUUGAAUUCACAGUCACCUCCUCUUGAAAGAUACUUUAAAGUGUAGCUGAACUCUUCUUCAAGUCGGGUAAUCUGACUCAACUUUGUGUAACUUGGCGCAACCCAGGUGUCCUCAAAAGGCCGUUGUGCUCUUUACACGUCACCAAAUAUAACUUAUGAAUAGUGGAGACAACUCUGCUAUUUUCAGAUUCUUAUUCCCAGUUGGGUAAAAAUCAACUACAAUCUACAUUUUUAAGGGAAGAUCAGACUCAGUAACUUACUGUUAGCUAUAGUCUUGGCUCAAGUUUCAUCUCAGAUGCACUUUGUCAGCCUCAGGUUUACUCCUUCAGCAUCAUCUGUAACAUUUCUCAGGUUGUUUUUGACCUGAAUGCAAACAUUUGCAUGUUAACAUUCACUAAAGUUAACAUGGCUGUUGAAAACUGUGCUAAUGUUGGUAUUUUAAUGUGCAAAUGUUAAUCACUUUUUAGCAUGUAAGCAUAACAUGCUAGUUAAAUAUGUAGUGCCAAACGGCUGUGUUAGCAGGGUGUCACAGUGAUCACAUUUUUCUUUCCUAUAGUUUAAGGGAUUGCAGCUUAAAACUCAACAACUUUGCAUUCACUGAUAGCAGGGGGAUCAGUGAAAGCUGUUUGUCAUCUUACUGUCUUAGCAGAAGUCAAACUCUGAAUCAAACUCAGUUUAUCAUCCCAAUGUUAGCUUGUUGUAAAAGGCUCAAGGAUGGAGAUUAAAACAUUAAGA
Molecule: messenger RNA, 3053 nt
Organism: Neolamprologus brichardi
Lineage: Eukaryota; Metazoa; Chordata; Actinopteri; Cichliformes; Cichlidae
Gene: chrna2b
Product: cholinergic receptor, nicotinic, alpha 2b (neuronal)
Biological process (GO): monoatomic ion transmembrane transport
Cellular component (GO): postsynaptic membrane
Molecular function (GO): acetylcholine-gated monoatomic cation-selective channel activity; transmembrane signaling receptor activity
Source: RefSeq, a predicted model, not a curated record